AGAAGCGCACCUCUUCCUCUCACCUUUUCUGCCAGCGCUGCUACUGCCCCUCUAGUACCCCUGCUGCUGCUGAGAGAGAAAAAUUACAUCCGGACCCAUGCAGCCGGCAAUGAUGAUGUUUUCCAGUAAAUACUGGGCAAGAAGAGGGUUUUCCUUGGAUUCAGCAGUGCCUGAAGAGCAUCAGCUACUUGGCAGCUUAACACUAAAUAAAGCUAGUUCUAGCAAAAAUGAUGACAAGAAAGGCAACAAAGGAAGCAGCAAAAGUGAAACCUCCGCUGAGAGUGGCAAGACGGCUGUCAUAUUUUCCUUGAAAAAUGAAGUUGGUGGAUUGGUAAAAGCACUGAGGCUCUUUCAGGAAAAACAUAUCAACAUGGUUCAUAUUGAAUCCAGGAGAUCCCGGCGAAGAAGUUCUGAGGUUGAAAUCUUCGUGGACUGUGAGUGCAGUAAAACAGAAUUCAGCGAGCUCAUUCAGUUGCUGAAAUUUCAAACCACCAUUGUAACGCUGAAUCCACCCGAGAACAUUUGGACAGAGGAGGAAGAGCUAGAGGAUGUGCCUUGGUUCCCCCGGAAGAUCUCCGAGUUGGACAGAUGCUCUCACAGAGUUCUCAUGUAUGGUACUGAGCUUGAUGCUGACCAUCCAGGAUUUAAGGACGAUGUCUAUCGACAGAGAAGAAAGUAUUUUGUGGAUGUGGCCAUGAGUUAUAAAUAUGGUCAGCCCAUUCCCAGGGUGGAGUACACAGAAGAAGAAACUAAAACUUGGGGUGUUGUAUUCCGGGAGCUCUCCAAACUCUAUCCCACUCAUGCUUGCCGAGAGUAUUUGAAAAACUUCCCCUUGCUGACUAAAUACUGUGGCUACAGGGAGGACAAUGUGCCUCAACUUGAAGACGUGUCUUCAUUUCUAAAAGAGCGCUCUGGCUUCAUGGUGCGGCCCGUGGCUGGCUACCUGAGCCCAAGGGACUUUCUGGCAGGACUGGCCUACAGAGUGUUCCACUGCACUCAGUACGUCCGGCAUGGCUCAGACCCUCUCUACACUCCAGAACCAGACACAUGCCAUGAACUCUUGGGGCACGUUCCACUCCUUGCUGAUCCUAAGUUUGCUCAGUUUUCACAAGAGAUAGGUCUGGCAUCUCUGGGAGCAUCAGAUGAAGAUGUUCAGAAACUUGCCACGUGCUAUUUCUUCACAAUUGAGUUUGGCCUUUGUAAGCAAGAAGGGCAACUGCGGGCCUAUGGAGCAGGACUACUUUCCUCCAUUGGAGAAUUAAAGCAUGCUCUUUCUGACAAAGCAUGUGUAAAAGCCUUUGACCCGAAGACAACCUGCUUACAGGAAUGCCUUAUCACAACCUUCCAGGAAGCCUACUUUGUUUCAGAAAGUUUUGAAGAAGCCAAAGAAAAGAUGAGGGACUUUGCAAAGUCAAUCACCCGUCCUUUCUCAGUAUACUUCAAUCCCUACACACAGAGUAUUGAAAUUCUGAAAGACACCAGAAGUAUUGAAAAUGUGGUACAGGACCUCCGCAGUGAUUUGAACACAGUGUGUGAUGCCUUAAACAAAAUGAACCAAUAUCUGGGGAUUUGAUACCUGGAACCAGUGUUGUUGCCAGCAUGAUCUUUUGGGGUUUAGCAACAGUUUGGUCAACGUCAUGUACCACCGAUAAUUUUUUGUAUCAUGGCUUGGCUAGUAAGCAUGCAAUUCCAUAUAGCUAUACCUACUUGUAACCUACUGUGUUAAUGUAUGGAAUGCCAUACAGACCCCAAUGGUAGAUAGUCACUUACUGUUUGAAAGAUGUUUACAAUAUGUUUAAAUGUCUAAGUAUAUUUGACAUUCCUUCCUAGUGUUCUUAAUUGAACCGUUUCCUUAAAAUUUGUAGCAAGUAGCACUCUGUUAUUUGCGCCUAUGACCUUUUCUGCUUUGGACCCGAGCUUUCCCUCUGUGUUUGUUCGUUAGAUAAAAUGAAAACAACGGUGAAGCGGUUUUUAUUUUCAGCGGUUUUUAUUUUCAGUAGUAUCAGUGUUUUCAUCACAUAAUUUGAGAUAAUCCGGAGUUGUAGGAAACUUUCCAUUACAAUAGCAAAUGAUUCAAUAUUCUAAUUCAAAAACUGUUGAGGUAACAGCGUAUUUGGUAUGCUUUUAGGCUGAAUAUUUAUACAAUGCAAGAGAAGGAAACAUUUUACAAACAGGGUAUGUGGGUUGCAUUGACCUUGUAAAAACUGAGUUGCAACAAGCUUCCUGAAGUACUUUGGAAGAUAAUACUUGUGGUAAGAGUAUUAGGAAAGACUACACGGUGGGGAAUACGCCUUGUGACU
Molecule: messenger RNA, 2300 nt
Organism: Fukomys damarensis (Damara mole-rat)
Lineage: Eukaryota; Metazoa; Chordata; Mammalia; Rodentia; Bathyergidae
Gene: Tph2
Product: tryptophan hydroxylase 2
Exons: 11
Coding region: 98-1573 (491 amino acids)
Biological process (GO): aromatic amino acid metabolic process; serotonin biosynthetic process
Cellular component (GO): neuron projection
Molecular function (GO): tryptophan 5-monooxygenase activity; iron ion binding
Source: RefSeq, a predicted model, not a curated record